CUCUAGCGCAGUCAAAAUUUAAAAAAUGGCGGCAACAGUCCAAAGCAAUGCUAUCACUUUGAAAGGAAGUACAGAGAUGGUGGCUGAGUUUUUUGGUAAAUAUAAAGUAUGUUCAGUGCCUUUUGAUAUUUAUAUUGUAUUUUGUUUAACUGGCGGUUUUGUUUUUGUUUAGGUUAUGGAAUAAACAGGUGAAUUUAUAGUGAAUAUAUGACUGACUUUACUCUUUUAUAUACUGUAAUAAUAUUGACUCAUAAUUUGACUGUUUCAUUCUGUUUGUUUGUUAAUAUUUGUCCUAGGUUCAUUCAGAGAGACCAUCGUUCCUUAUGGCAAUCAUUUCUUAUCUCUAUUUUCAGUAUUUUAUAUCAACGAGGUAUCUACCCACCAGAAAAUUUCAAACGAGAACAAAAAUAUGGUCUGACUUUGCUUGUGACUGAUGAUGAAAAACUCAAAGAAUAUAUUAGUAAUGUUUUAACACAAGUUAAAGGUCAGUGGAGUUACUGAAACAUUGAUCAAAUUAUGUCCAGAACUAUUGCGCUAUUAAUUUGGCUUUUGGACAGUGCUGGAAGUCAGAUUUAAUAUAAUGGACUGCGAGUGGUCCCUCCUUUCCAUGGAUUUAGCUUCCCGGGCGUGGGAGGGGAAAGGAGGGACUGCCGACAACAUAUCAAGAAAUGAAAUAUGCCCACUUUUCACUCUUGUCAAGUUGGCUCCGCCUUUGCAUAAACAUUACUUAUAUCCAAUUAAAUCUAUCCAAUAGGGACCGUUUAAUGUCAUGUUUAUUUAUAAAAUCAAACAUUCAGUCUGGAAAUUAUUUAUAGCACAAUUACUACAUAUCAGAUUUGAUUGACAGGAACAUCGAUUUCGACCAAUGGAAUUUUGUGUUGUGUGGGCAACACAUAUUUCGUUUAUUGACGUGUUGACAGCAGUCCCUUCUUUCUCCCGACGGACUGCUCGUGGUCUAGAUUAUAAUUUCACAAAUUAAUAUUUCCAUAGAUUGGUUGUUUGAGAAAACUGUAAAAAAACUAGUUAUUGUGAUCAUAAAUAUUGAUACUCAUGAACCUUUGGAACGAUGGCAGUUUGACGUGGAGUGUGAUAAAACCAUGACUGAGACCAGGUAACUUUGUUAUUGCUAAGAUAUGGCUGUUCAUGGCUAGCUUCGCCACUGCAUUUUAUUAUUUUCAACAAUGUUCGCCCUUUGUUUAGCAAACCAAAAGAGAAAUCAUUAAAAGAUAUACAAAAUGAGAUCCGAGAUGUGAUCAGACAAAUCACAGCUACUGUGACAUUUCUACCACUACUUGAUGCACCUUGUAAGUAUACUGAACUUUUUGAAGACUCUGUUGACUAGCUCGGUUAGUUAGAACACUGCACGAGAAUCGCAGAGUUGCAGGUUCAAUUCCUGCUAGAGGGCCUAUAGUUGUAUUUCUCACAACAGCUCCUGGUUAGGUUCAAUAAAUGUAUAAAAUUUACACUCAAAAUUUUCGUCUACAAAACCCAACAAUUAAUAGUUAUAUCGAGUGAGAUGCCCUUAUAAUAAUAUUACACAUUAUCAACCUUGUUCCCAGGGCUUUCGUGUGACACAUUAUCUUGUGAAAAUCUUUCCCAUUCCAGGGCGCGAAAUAACAGCUGGUCAACUGACAAUGUCCAGGCAGAAUGCGAAUUUGAAAAGGGAGUUCUGCCAUUUGAAAAGGGAGUUUUGCCAUUUGAAAAGGGAGUUUUGCUAUUUGAAAAGGGAGUUCUGCCAUUUGAAAAGGGAGUGCUGCCAUUUGAAAAGGGAGUUUUGCUAUUUGAAAAGGGAGUUCUGCCAUUUGAAAAGGGAGUUUUGCCAUUUGAAAAGGGAGUUUUGCUAUUUGAAAAGGGAGUUCUGCCAUUUGAAAAGGGAGUUUUGCUAUUUCAAAAGGGAGUUUUGCUAUUUCAAAAGGGAGUUUUGCUAUUUCAAAAGGAGUUUUGCUAUUUCAAAAGGGAGUUUUGCUAUUUCAAAAGGGAGUUCUUGCGUUUGAAAAGGGAGUUCUGGCAUUUGUAAGGGGAGUUCUUGUGUUUAAUUCCGAUUCCAAUUUAGGUGCAUUUGAUAUCCUCAUAUAUACCGAUAAAGACCAAGAUGUCCCGGAAAAAUGGGAAGAAUCUGGCCCACAAUUCAUUGCAAACUCCCAAGAGGUCCGGUUACGCUCUUUCUCUACGCUAAUACACAAAGUCAAUGCUAUGGUGGCAUACAAGAACUGAAGGGAUAAGAAAGAGUAAUAGAGGGAUAACAAUGGGUACACUAGCUGUUUCAACUGCUCUUUGGCCUGGCGAACAGUCGGGGACGAAUUUAUAUCACACGCAAUGCAAUACAGUUCCAAAAAUGUAAAAUGUGAAUUAGUUAGUAAUGGUAUAAACAUGCGUUAAGGCACUUUCACGCGAUACGACUAGUUGUAUAGGAUUGUCAUUCUGGCGUAUGGAAACGACUGUUGAGGCCACUAUUCCUGUUAUAGUGAAAUUUGAAAUGUGACAUCUUUACAUGCAUAUAUUUAUUCGAAUACAUACGCCAGGAUAUGAAUCAUAAGUAUACGACUAGUCGUAUCGUACAGGGGCCGCUUGUACGAAGGCAGGAUAACGCUAUCCACCGGAUAGUGAUUUUUUUCAACCUUUGUUUUAAAAAUCAGUCGUUGAUUGGUAUAACUCGUAUUAAAAUUUAGUAUUUAUAAGUUAAAUUUUUUUAUACUUCUUGUGUCGUCUAUAUCCGUAGUUUCGCAGUUUUUCAAGCAAUUUUACAAAAGGUUGAAAAAAUCACUAUUCGGUGGAUAGCGCUAUCCGACCUUCGUACAACAGACCCCAGAUGGUCCAUUAGCUGAUUUAGGUUACAUAUAAGUUCCUUGCAGUGUUGCAUGCCGCAACUAAUAUUACCAGUUUUGGUUUGUGGAAACACCACGUCAAUUUAUUAUUUGCAGAGCACUUGAUCUGUAACGGCCUGGACCUUCAUCAGUGCUUCAUAAAUUUACGUGGAGUUUCCACAAACCAAAACUGAUAUAUAAAGUUAAUUAUUGCAAUCCUAUCCUGAGCGAUGUUUUAAGAAACGUUUUUCUUGUGUUAGUUUGUAUAUAUCAUUUUAAUCUCUUGUAAUCUAAUGAAUGUAAUCAAUAUUCUUGCUAGUAACAUAUAUA
This is a messenger RNA of Paramuricea clavata, 3134 nucleotides long. The record is from the annotation of a GenBank genome assembly. NCBI's taxonomy places the organism in Eukaryota, Metazoa, Cnidaria, Anthozoa, Malacalcyonacea, Plexauridae.